Messenger RNA from Tyto alba (common barn owl), 3402 nucleotides. RefSeq names its product iron-sulfur cluster assembly factor IBA57 (gene IBA57). Gene Ontology annotation, molecular function: protein binding. Gene Ontology annotation, cellular component: mitochondrial matrix. The transcript is spliced from 3 exons. NCBI's taxonomy places the organism in Eukaryota, Metazoa, Chordata, Aves, Strigiformes, Tytonidae. The coding region runs from base 190 to 1200 and encodes 336 amino acids. The record is from RefSeq and is a predicted model, not a curated record.
UCCCCAAAUUUCCCGAUAUAUGACAGACACUGACGGGGAGGGGGCGGAGUGAGGGGGGGGGGGGCGGGUCCUCCUCCCCUCCAGCAGGCGGCGCCCUCCCCGCGGACACCCACACACAAGAUGGCGGCGGCGGCGAGCGGCGGCGGCGGCGGCGAAGCCCGGUGACAGCGUUCGGCUCUGCCCGCCGCCAUGUUGGUAAGGGCGGGAGCGGCGGCGGCGAAAAGAACGAGCCUGCCCGGGCUGCGGCGGCUGUGGCGGGGCGGGGGGGCGGCGGCCGCCUGCUGCUGCUGCUGCUUCCCGCUGGGCCGGGCGCUGCUGGCCGUGCAGGGGGCCGACACCGCCCUCUUCCUUCAGGGGCUGCUCACUCACGACGUGACGCGGCUGGAGGGCCGGCCGCGGGCGCUCUACGCGCAUGCGCUCAACGCCCAGGGCCGCUGCCUCUAUGACCUGAUCCUCUACAGGCUUCACAAGAGUCCAGAAGAAGAGCCGCACAUCCUGCUGGAGUGUGACAGCAGCGUGCUGGACGCCAUACAAAAACAUCUGAAAUUGUACAAGAUCCGGAGGAAAGUAAACAUCACCCCUUGCCUUGACCUCUCUUUGUGGGCUGUCAUCCCUGGGGAGCAGGCUGGAGACAUUGACAGUUCCCUCGCUAAAUGUGCAGACCAGGCUCUGAUUUUAACUCCUGACCCCAGAACAGAAGUCAUGGGCUGGAGACUGAUUACAAAAAAGGAAGCAAAUCUAUUGGAGAUUAUCCCUGGGAGUCAUAUUGGAAACAUUCAGGAUUACCACAGGCACAGGUAUAAACAAGGAAUUCCUGAAGGUGUAAAAGAUCUCCCUCCUGGAGUAGCCCUCCCGCUGGAAUCCAACCUGGCCUACAUGAACGGCAUCAGCUUCACCAAAGGCUGUUACAUCGGCCAGGAGUUGACAGCCAGGACCCACCACAUGGGUGUCAUUCGCAAACGUCUGCUGCCAAUCCACUUUUCAGCUCCUCUUCCCAAGGACAGCGUUCCCGAGGGUGCCGAGAUUUUAACUGAAUCAGGAAAAUCAGCCGGCAAGUUCCGAGCUGGAGGAGGUGAAUUUGGUAUAGCUUUGCUGAGAUUAGCUAAUAUAAAUGAACCACUCUGCCUAAAUAUAGCAGGUGAUAAAGUGAAGCUCACUGCGAGUAUACCCAAGUGGUGGCCAAAACCUGCUAGUAAAUAAAUGAAGAACCACCACUUGCACAUUUGCCUUAUUGAGAAUAUAUUUUGUGUGAUACAUUUAGGAAGGCGACUGUGCCUUUCAGCUGUUGUUUGUGGUGGUUGAUGGGGUGAGGGUGUUCCAGGAUUCUUCAAAUCGGGACUAAACAGCAGGAACCCAAACCAGCGGCGGGUUUGACAGGAGGAUAAUCUGUUAAGCAUUGUGGAGACACCUGUACAGGGUUCAUAGGGAAGUGCACCUUUUUUUUUUUUUUUUUUUUUUUCCUUGAGGGUGCCCUGUAUUUAUUUAGGGGGUGCCACAUGUUGUCGGGUUGGAGUCCUGCUGAAUUUUCAGCCCACCGCUCGCUGAAUCAGACUGUGCUCUGCGUAGGGUGUGGUGUGUGUUCAGACUGAAGCGAGUGAUGGGAGCAGGAGUUUCCCCUCUGUAUGCACUGAAUGUUCAGAAUAACCAUUCUGUGGCAUUAGAAUGUGGGUGUUGUUUUGUUUUGUUUUUUUUUUAAUGGAGGGCAUGCUGCUCUUACCUUGCAUAAGAUAAAUAAUUAGGCUAAAGUGUCCACUGCAAAUUACCCCUUGCAUUGAGCUUCAUCUUAAACUUGCUGAUUGGGGGGGUGUGGUUUUUUCCACCACUCUAACUGCUAAUUGUGUUCAGGAAGAGGAAUACCUUGAGCUCCACAUUUCAGACAUUGAUUUUAAUAACUCAUUCCUGGUGGGAAAGCUUUCAAACAUCCCAGUCCCCUGCUUCCGUGCCGGCAGAGGGAGCACAGCCAGCAGCAGCCAGCUCCUCUUGCUCCUGACCUUGCUCCUGCACGCUUCCUUCACUCAAACAACUGUUUUGGAGAGAAAAGCAGUAUUUUACAGAAAUAAAGGUGCCCUAGUGUGUGCCCUGGGGUGAUUCUUGCACUGGCGUGUUGGUGCUUGGCAGAAUAAUCUCCUACUAGAAGCACGUGCCCUCCAGUUGCCAACAACAGUUGAGGGGUGGAAUUUUUUUUUUUUUUUGGCAGCAACAUCUUUGCUUUGUCAUCUUGUAGGAAAAUCCACCGCGCUUUCCUGAAGCCUUUUGGCAGGCGUUACCUCAAUCCCCCCACAGAGCUGGUGAAGGGAUGGCAUGUCCCCAUCUCCCCCCUUUGCUCCUUCCCUCAGCGGUAAGCUGCAUCCUAGGAGAAAGGGUUAAUGCAACAUGUGCUCUUGGCUGAGCCUGGUGUUCCUCAGGGAGAAUUUUCACCACAGUUGUCCUGAGGGAGGAUUUUCACCACACUCCCUUCUCCAGCUGCUUCACCACCAGGCUUGAUCUGAGAGCUCUCUGCACCCCUUGUUCAAAAACCUGUCCCUGCUCCCAUCUCUAGCUGAGAUUUUCUCCAUCCACCAUCCGCUAUGGGUUUUUAGAGCAGCUCAGCACUUCAGGGAUUCUUUGCUUUUUUUGUGGCUCCUGCUGCUCUUCUGUCUUUGCUUUUUCUUGCUUCUACAGCCCAUGUAUUCCUUUUUGCCCCCCUCAAGCCAACCAGCUCUGUGUCUCCUAACCCUGUCAACCUGCAGCAAUUUACAGUAAUUUACAGUAAAUUACCUAUGUAUUUUCAUAUUACAAUAAAUUGAUUGUGUGCCCGCUGUGUGUGAAAGGGCGUGAUGAGAGAGAUGAGCAGGUGAGAUCCCAUGCAGACCAAAAAAAUAAAGCCUUUGCAUGCGUAUUUGUGACAAAAACCGUCCAAAGCACAUUCUGCCACUGUGUCACUGUUACUGUGAAAGGAAUUUAUCUGUGAAAAAUGCUGAUAUUGGUUAAAAUUCUUUAUGCUUGCUGUAAAAUGAGUUUGUGGAAUAUAGCAUUAAAAGUUUAUUGUAUCAGUAACUUAAAUGAGACUUGUCUGAAAGAGAAGAGACGUUACCUUUUAUUUACCUUGUGUGAAGUUACACAACAGAGUAUUUUUUCAGGUUGCUUGCUGACAAGAAACAUGUCUUGCAAUGUUUGUCACCCUUUUGUCAGGUUUGAGAUUGUUAACAAAGUCUUUCUGCUGGAGAAAUAAAUGAAACUGCAGUGCUUCACCCUUUCUGGAUCUUCUGAAUGCGACAAAGGCGAGACUGUGCUGCCCGUGGCGAUGCCGCUUUGCCAGAAGCAGCUUUUCCUCUUUGCCACCCAUUGUGCAAAGUCUCCUCAGAAUAGUUAUAUUGUACUGGUAUGCGCACAGCCUGAAUAAACACCACGUUUCUUCAGUUA